This is a messenger RNA of Aspergillus puulaauensis, 1050 nucleotides long. Its product is annotated as alpha/beta hydrolase. Lineage: Eukaryota; Fungi; Ascomycota; Eurotiomycetes; Eurotiales; Aspergillaceae. The transcript has 2 exons. The record is from RefSeq and is a predicted model, not a curated record. The coding region runs from base 1 to 1050 and encodes 349 amino acids.
AUGUCAGACCCUAUUACACUUAUCUGUGAUAACCGAUUUCACCGGCGCAUCACCCUCGACACUCCUAAUGGCCCGCUAUCCGUCUCGUUCGCCGAUAUAGGCUGUCCAACCGGUCCCGCGCUACUGUAUCUGCCAGGCAUGUUCGCCUCGCGCUAUCUUGGAGUGCCCAUGCACGUCAUGGCAGAGCGGGCUGGCGUUCGCAUGAUUGUCGUUGAUCGCCCGGGGAUGGGCGGCUCAACAGAUGUGCCACUUGCACGGCGUUUUGAUGUCUGGGUUGACUUGGUCCCGCGGUUGUUGGCGCACCUUGAGAUUCAGCGCGUCAGUUUGGCCUCGCAUAGUGCGGGUACAAUGUACCUGUUCAAUACAUGGUUGAAGUGUCGGGAUUUUGUGAAUCCGGUUAUUUUCUUGUUAGCCCCCUGGGUUGAUCUUGUCCAUUCGCGCGUUACUUCACUACAGAUUGCCAAGUAUCUACCUAAUAAAGCAUUCGAUUACUGGCAUCUUAUUCCGCGCUUCUUCGUCAAGCAGGCCAGUCCCGUGCUGGCUUCCAGCGGUGCUGUGAUGCGCCGAAUGUCCAUGUCAUCAGGAAUAGGAACUAGCCGGGCGGAGGAAGAUCACACAUUCCUAGACGAGAACUUCAGGCGCAUUGAGCGGGAUUAUGGCGUUCCAAAGAAAGAAUCAGAAGAGCUGUCCCGCUUGGCUGUCCAGUUUAUGUUCACGGAAAGUACAGUUGGUGCGAACAGCGAGGCGCUGCAGUGUCUUCGGAAGGGCGACGGAGGUGAAUGGGGCAUUUGCGGAGAUUAUGUUAUCUGUAGAGAUACUCUUGCAGCACUGGAGCGGCAGAGGGACGAUAAUGAUAGAGCCACCGUCAGGACGUACUUUUCUGAGACGGAUGCGCUGGUAGGCGGCCGAGGGCAGAAGUAUUUUCAAGAGUGUUGGGCACCGGGUGUUGAAGGCAUUGACUUUGAGUGUAAAGUAAUUAAAGGGACCGAUCAUGACACAGUGGCGCAGUCGGUGGGAGUCUGGGAGGAGAUAUUCUCUAUGGUACAUUGA